This is a messenger RNA of Recurvomyces mirabilis, 630 nucleotides long. RefSeq lists its product as uncharacterized. The record is from RefSeq and is a predicted model, not a curated record. The transcript has a single exon. Bases 1 to 630 code for a protein of 209 amino acids. NCBI's taxonomy places the organism in Eukaryota, Fungi, Ascomycota, Dothideomycetes, Mycosphaerellales, Teratosphaeriaceae.
AUGCUCCUGCGUGUCGUCAGUCAGGUCCACGUACCACCAGCUGCGACACUGACUAAGACAGCAGAACGUCAUAUCCUGUACGAUCGGGAGGAGUACGUACCGUACUUCUCAGUCUGCGCCCAUUGGCGAGAUGGCCUGCUCAUGGAUCUAUGCAAAUGCGCACUGUCUCACGUUCCUGCGCCACCGAAAACAUACGUCACACAACUAAAAGAAGCUCCGCACAUCAGUCGAGCAAUGGCAUCGCCAAACUUCAUCGUGCGUGGUUGCGACCAGUGUCGACCGGCACGAAGAUGUCCGGAAUGUCCAACAGAAUACCUUAUCGAAGUGCGUAUGGUUGAGGAUCCCAAAGAUCUCGCAAGGCCAUUCAAGCAUGAUAUCGUUGUGACGAGGUGGAGCGAUCUCGGCGAUGGCAGUAGCCCAUACACGUCACCCGAAUGGGCCGCUGUCAAUGGCGUUGUCGUGCCCGAAGAAGAAGGUGGACAUGCGUAUGAGAGUUUCACUCACGUUGGCCGAAGAGCUGUUAGCGGUAUGUUCGAGAGCAGGAUCAGUGGGAGCAUACCUGGGCAGCGAAUGCUUAGUCUCAAUCCGAAGAACAAGAAGAUGGAUGAAGAUGGACAUGGGUGGUACUGA